Molecule: messenger RNA, 1179 nt
Organism: Scheffersomyces stipitis CBS 6054
Lineage: Eukaryota; Fungi; Ascomycota; Pichiomycetes; Serinales; Debaryomycetaceae
Gene: SER1
Product: O-phospho-L-serine:2-oxoglutarate transaminase
Exons: 1
Coding region: 1-1179 (392 amino acids)
Biological process (GO): L-serine biosynthetic process
Cellular component (GO): cytoplasm
Molecular function (GO): pyridoxal phosphate binding; O-phospho-L-serine:2-oxoglutarate transaminase activity
Source: RefSeq, a predicted model, not a curated record
AUGGCCCAAAAAUCUCUUGAACGUUCCGAGCCCAACUACUUUGGCGCCGGUCCAGCUGUGCUCCCCACAGAUGUUCUCCAGCAAGCAGCCUACGAUCUUCUCAGCUACGAAGGCGAUUCCGUUGGAAUUGGUGAAAUAUCCCACCGCUCCAAACCUGCUAUUAAAGUGAUCGAUGAUACAAAAGCCAACUUGACCCAAUUGUUGAACAUUCCUGACACCCACGAAGUAUUCUUCAUGCAAGGCGGAGGAACCACUGGGUUCUCGUCUAUUGUCUACAACUUGAUAGCUAGCAAUGUUAAGAAAACAGGAAAACCGGGAAGAGCUGCUUACGCCGUUACUGGUUCAUGGUCCAAGAAGUCGGCCGAAGAGGCUGUCAGAUUGGGCUUUGACGUUGAUAUUGUAGUCAAUACAAAGGACAAGAAGUUCGGCGACAUUCCUCCUUACAACGAAUGGAAGCCUCUAGCUGCCGACACCGCCUACUUGUAUGUCUGUGACAACGAGACAGUUAACGGUACUGAAUUUAAAAGCACCCCCCCAGCAGAUUACUUGCAUGAAGGUGUGGAGUUGGUAGCAGACAUGUCUUCUAACAUCUUGUCAAAGAAAGUCGAUGUUAGCAAAUAUGGGCUCAUCAUGGCUGGUGCUCAGAAAAACAUUGGUUUGGCUGGCUUGACCAUCUACAUCAUCAAGAAGUCGCUUUUGGAACAAGCUAACGAUGAAGAAUUGAAGGCUGCAAACGUUCCUUUGGUUCCUAUAGCUUUCCACUACCCUACUGUGGUCAAGAACAACUCAGCCUACAAUACCAUUCCAAUCUUCACGUGUCACAUCUUACAAUUGGUAACAAAGAGAUUAAUCGACAACGGUGGAAUCGACGCUAUUCAGAAGCUCAACGAGAAGAAGGCUGAAAUCUUGUACGGUGCAUUAACUAGUUAUCCAGGCUUUUACACUUUGCCAGUACACAACCCAGCCGUUCGUUCUAAUAUGAAUGUAGUCUUUACACUUCCAAACGAGGAAUUGGAGGCUAAGUUCGUCAAAGAAGCAGCUUCCAAGGGGUUGUCAGCUUUGAAGGGCCACAGAUCCGUCGGUGGUAUGAGAGCUUCCAUUUACAACGCUGUUAGCUUGCAUAGUGUAGAGUUGUUGGUCGAUUUCGUCAACGAAUUUGCCAAACAAAACGCCUCUUAA